AUGGACGAAUCAUGGCUUCAGUAUGAACCAGAUACAAAAAAACAUUCCACUUUCUACGCAGGACAAAUAACAAAGUUAUGGAGGAAAUAUUCGUUUCAAACAAUAUUCCUCGGUCUAUCCCUGCUAUAUGAUUUUCUGGAGUGGGCUGGCAAAGACAAUGGUAACCUGGGUACAAAAAUUCGCUAUUGGCGUGAUGUCCUGUUCUGUGGGUGUGUGCUGCCCUUCACAUUGUUCGUCUCAUCAAUGUUCUGGACGGUCUACGCCAUUGACCGUGAGCUGGUCUUUCCGAAGAUCUACGAUGAUGUGAUCCCCUGGUGGUUCAACCACUGCGUCCACACUAAUAUCCUGGUGGUGCUCGCGUUAGAGACGCUGCUGCAGCCCAGAAGACAACCCACUGAUGAGAAGGUGGAAGUCACAAUAUAUUGGAGCGUGGCUCUUAUGUACGCUGUUGUAUACUACACAAUAUACUUUGCGACACAUCGCUGGUUGUACCAAGUAUUCGGUGUGAUGACAUGGUGGCAGGUCUGCCUUUACCAGCUUUGGAUAUGGGGGUCAUCAUUCGUCUUCUACAAACUGCAAUUCCCAAUCAAUAGACUCAUUCAUGGGGAUGAGAGUCAAGAGAUACCGGAAGCUAAUGGAGAGACGAAAACAGGUGAACAAGUAAUGAGUCCAAAAGAGCAAAGCGGAAAAGUGAUAAUGGAUCUGAAGACUCCACCGUUUUCCACGAGGUCUUGGAGUGUGAAGUUUAGGAGUUUAAGGAGCCAAUUCGAGAGUUCACGACUUUGA
This is a messenger RNA of Pieris macdunnoughi, 786 nucleotides long. The record is from the annotation of a GenBank genome assembly. NCBI's taxonomy places the organism in Eukaryota, Metazoa, Arthropoda, Insecta, Lepidoptera, Pieridae.